This is a messenger RNA of Talaromyces rugulosus, 231 nucleotides long. RefSeq lists its product as uncharacterized. Lineage: Eukaryota; Fungi; Ascomycota; Eurotiomycetes; Eurotiales; Trichocomaceae. Bases 1 to 231 code for a protein of 76 amino acids. The record is from RefSeq and is a predicted model, not a curated record. The transcript is spliced from 2 exons.
AUGUCGGUGCCGCAAUUCUGGUCCCAGCCUCUGCGCUACAUCCGCUGGGCCUCGCACGAGAAGCCAGCUAUCUUCUUCUCGAUCGUCCUCGGCUCGCUUGGCCCUGUUGCUCUCGUUUCCAUCCCUCCGGUUCGCCGGUACUUUGGCGACGUGGACCCGGAGCCGAUCCCAUUCACAUAUCCAAUCCCCAAAGGUCCGCGUGCGAUCCCGAAAGGCUUUGACGACGAAUAA